AUGGAUGAUACAGAGUUCGAAAUUCAGGGAGAUAUGCAAAUUGCAUUAGAAACAUUCUUGGAUUGCGGUUGGCAUACCACUAUUGUCGACAAAAAUGUGAUAGAUUUUAGAAUUUUCCGUACUAGAGCUAAUUCAAAUAAGCAACUUUUCCUGUUGAGUGAAGUCCUCUGUUGCAUUCACAACCUUAAAUAUGGAAAUCAUUCAAUCUGGCCAGCAUCUUUUCAUUUUUUUCAAGUUGAUGAGUUUCAGCUUAUUUUCAAAGAUCGAAAUGAGGAUAAAUUAUUAAAACAGUUAAUGUAUGCUCUUGGGCAUCAUAUGACCGGAAUAAUUCCUAAUAUAUUAUUCUCAGCUGCUCAGGACGCGAUACGAGCAAUGGAACCUAUAAUGUAUUCUUGUAAACCUCUUGAUCUUCCACUGCUGUGGUCUUCCACGUGUCUUGGAGUAUCUUUUUAUAGGCGAGAAUUUACAAAUGUUAAGGAAUUUUUUGAAAGUCUUAGUAAAAAGAACCCAUCAAGAAUUUACACCCAAAUUUCAAUCAAGCUUGAUAAUGCAUACAAAAUCAGCGCUUAUGCCAACGAUCAUAAAAUGCUCAUAUGCGAGCUUAUUUACAGAAAUAUUAUGGAAAUCAAAUCAAAUAUUUCUAAUGAUCUGCAAGAUGGUGACUCUACUAUAAAAUUUGAACAUUUGAAGCGUGAUAAGCAUUUGAUACUAAGGAAAUUGGAAACAGAACGUGUGCGUAGGAAUUUUAAUUAA
Messenger RNA from Funneliformis mosseae, 753 nucleotides. The record is from the annotation of a GenBank genome assembly. NCBI's taxonomy places the organism in Eukaryota, Fungi, Glomeromycota, Glomeromycetes, Glomerales, Glomeraceae.